AGAAAUUUUGGUUAUUUGCUUGGAUUUGAUUAAAUAUUAGCACCAACCUAAAGAAAGGAAUAAGGAAUAAGGUUGUCGUUGUCAUUCAAAUGUCAAGUUCAAUCUUGAGAUGUGUGAUGUGAAAGUUGUCAGGAUUUGUAAUAUAUAAAAAUAAAUAUUAUUGCAGUGCUAUUGGAAUUGAUUGGAACAGUCGAGCGAUUGUUGAAAAAAUGUAUUAAAUCAGCUAGUUUUUAAUUGAGCAUAACGAGCGUAUGACGUUUCGCUCGAAUCAUUUCCGGAGAAAUUCACGUGAGGAAAAAGUAAAUACAGGCGCACUAGAAUUGAGCCUUUAUUUAUAUCAAAUGCGCCGAAUUUUUUUGUUUUGAAUACACGUUUCAGAUAAAAGUGCUGUUAUGUACGCCUUAUAUGCACAUGCACCAAAUAGAUAAACAUGCUUGAGGGAUUGGUUGCAUGGGUGUUGAAUAACUACCUUGGCAAAUAUGUGCAGCUCAACACAGAUCAACUCAGCAUUGCACUUCUUUCAGGAAAAGUGGAACUUGAAAAUUUGCCCCUGAAAGAAGAUGCGUUAAGACAUCUUGGACUACCGAUUAUUAUCAAAGCUGGAUUCAUUGGUAAAGUCCAAUUACAUAUACCAGUUAGACAAAUCAGAUCAGCACCCUGGGUGAUCAUUAUAGAACAACUGUAUCUUGUAGCCAGUCCUUUACCACUACACGAGUGGGAUAAUGAGGCUGAAGAGCUAGCCAGACAUGAUCAAAAACUGUAUGGAUUAGAUACGUUGGAGGCAAAAUGGAGGUUAGACAGAGAUGUUCAGGAUUUAAAUUCAGCAUAUUAUGCAUCAAGCUAUUCUUCUUGGUACAGCUACGGCACAGGUUUGGUGACUGAAAUCAUAGAAAAUCUACAGCUCCGUAUUCAAGACGUCCACAUCCGAUACGAAGACAAUAUAAGUGUCCCUUCAAAAUGCAUAGCCUUUGGAAUAACAAUAGAAUCACUGAUCGCACAAAGUUGCGAUUCCAAUUGGCAGCCAGGCUAUGUCCAGGCUAGCAAGAGUGAAGAAUCAUUCAAGUUACUUGAACUGCAAAAAUUCGCUCUCUAUUGGAUGACUCUGGAUGAAAGUGGGCUUCUGUCAAAUCUCACCGUUGCUCAGCUCGCUGAAGCAAUGAGCCCUGGAAAAAUAAAGAAAACUACGAAAAAUUACAUAGUUCCUUCUGUGAGUGUCCAGGCCCAUCUGAAGAGGAACAGAAGUACACAUCCUUUAAGGUCGACAACACCUAGAAUAGUAUGUGAUUUGAUUGUGGAAGAAGUUGCUUUAAGCUUGAUUGAUUGGCAAUACGACCAAAUAGUUUCCUGCGUCCGCGGAUUGGACGACAUAGCUCGUCUACGAAGCUACCGUCGCUUCAAGCCGUCCUCCAGCGUAAAACAAGACCCUAAGGCAUGGUGGUUGUAUGCGAUCAGCAACUUCUACCCGGGCGGACAGCCGAAUGUUUGCAGACCGCGUCCCACGUGGGAGAACUGCAUUAGAAGGGCCAGGCAGAACGUCAAGUAUGUCGAAGUGUACAAGAAGCUGCUCGUUAGCCCUACCGCCGCUCUAGGGCCCGAGGAGGUCAAGCUGAAGAACGAGGUUGAGUGGGAGAGGGAAUUCGAUGAACUGAAGACGUUGCGAGAGCUGGCAAUGAGUUCGGUGAAACUCCCCAACCCGAACGGUACGACAACCGCCGCGAAAUCCACCGGUCGAAGCAUCGUUUUCAGCUGGUUCCCGACUUGGAUGGGUUGGUACUCCUCAGGUUCAGCGGAAAGCAGCGCGACCUCCUCCCCUGAAGCUACUCAGCUGGAAGGUGAAAUAUUGCAAGCGCUAGCAGAUUCUGCUGAAAAUAACACCAUUUUGAAAAGGGACGCUGUGUUCGGCCAUUUUAACUUUUGCUUGAAGACGGGGACGUUGAAUUUGUGUACAGUCGGUGAACAUGGGAGCGAUAGUUCCCCCAUGCUAGAACUGGAGUUCAAGACCCUAUCUAUCACCAUCCUGAGCAAACCUCGUACCUCGUCACACACGAUAGAACUAUCGUUAGGUGCUGUUUUCCUUAAAGAUAAGAUAACGUUGAAUACGAUGUUCCCGGUGCUAGUUGGUCCUCCAGGAUUUGAUAGGACCGCCGUUCCUAGGGGCAAGGGCCCUAAUCCAAGGUUUAGCGCCAAUAACAGUAGGGUAGAGGAUACUUUGGACCAUCUUUUUUAUUUGGAGUACGAGAAGAAACCUCCGAAUUCUGUCUGUGAUUAUAGUUUACGUGUGAAAUCCAAAUGCUUAGAUGUAGUUUAUCAACCGAAUGCUGUGAAAUGGCUGACCGAAUUCGUCUGCCUACCUCAUCAACGUGAUAUAACUCAGUCUCAAAUAGAGGCCAUGAAGUCCAGGACCAAGAAGGAACUCAUCAAAAAUUGGGAGCAGAUAUUGGAAGGAAGAGUGGUGGGCAGAACCUCUUGGGAUCUGGAAUUUGAUAUAUCCGCGCCUCAAAUAAUAUUUGUGGAACAAUUUACGGAUCAAAAUUCUGCAAUGGCUGUGAUAGAUUUUGGCAAGUUGCAGUUGAGGAAUAACAUGGACAAGGUAGAAGUGCCUCCAAAACCGGAAUUUAUUACAAAAGAAAGUGAGGAAGAUGAAACGUUCGUCACCCCUUGUUCCACGCCACCUGCCAGUGAAGCUAGUGAUUCCGGGGAACAAACUCUGGAACCGGUAUCUCAGAUUGACGAGUCUCCAGAGGCAGAUCAUCCGUUGAACGAGAAAGAUCUCUACAAUAAACUAUAUGACUGUUAUUUCCUCGAACUCACCGACAUGCAAAUUCUUAUUGGAAAACCUAAAGAUAACUGGAGGUACGCCCUAAAUAAAGGUUCAUCUAACCUCCACGUAUUGGAUAGAUUCAGUAUAUUGCUGCAGAUCGAGAGGAGAGUAGUCCAUACAUCUGACCCACUGUAUCCAAGCCUGACACUGAAUGCUAAUCUUCCUAAACUGGUAGUCCAUCUUAACGAAAACAAGAUUACUUCUGCCAGAAAUCUGGUUCAUUACAUCACUACUACAGGAUUACCUUCGCCUUUCAAAAGCGCCCCCGAGACAAUGGAAACAUCCCCGGAACACCCUCAAGAAGAAGAAUCGGAGAGCAUAGACACGAGCGCAGAGAUGUCCAAGCUUAUCAUGAUGCAGUUCACAGUCGAUCAGUUAUCAUUGGAGAUCCAGAGCAGAGGCAGGAGCGUAGCAGAAUUGCAAGUAUCUGGAGUCAAAACGGCGUUCACGAAAAGAUCCGUUGAUAUCGGCAUAACCCUGACCGUGCAUAGCUUGUUGUUGGUAGACGCUUUGCAAACGUUUGGAGCUGAUUUCGAGCUGUUGGUUGCCAGUCACAAACAUGUCGGAAUGGAUUCUAUGUCGGGCAGUCUGCGUGACAGCGAGCCGACGUCGCCCACUUCUCCGGGCAGCCCCGAUCCGAACGUCACGCGCAACGGUGCCACGUCACCGGUGGCCUUGACGCAAGCCUUGAGCACUCUGGCAACGUCGCCGCCGUUAAGGUGGGCGUCCACUUCAUCAACCACCAAUGGCAUGUCACGCAACGGCACCUUUGUCGGCAUGGGACCGGCGACAGCCGAUGCUGAGGCACUCAUCUCGAUCGAAGUGAUGCUUAUCACGGGACAGGAACCGAUGCAGAUUGCUAAUGUCCAAUUCAACAAUUUGGACAUCAUCGCUAAUCAGGAAACCAUCGUCGAACUGAUGGGCUUCAUCAGACGCGUAUUUCCGAAAUCGCGCAAACCGGCGAUGACCACCCUUUCCAGUUACGUUUCGUCCAGCGUCCAACACUCAACGGAGUCGCUGCUAGACGAACCGGAUUCGGCGGCGAUAGGCACCACAAAUACGCAGAUCACGUUCGAUUUUCACAGGUUGAACGUUUUGCUGUUGAGAGGCGUUGUUAAGGAUGGCAGUCUGUACGGGAAGAAAAUAUGCACUGCAACGAUGACCGAAGCGAAGAUACAGGCCAAUGUCAGUUCGAAGUUGGAAGUGGAAGGGUCUUUGGGAGGCUUGCAGGUGUUGGACCUGACUCCAGAAGGUUACAUGCACCAGCGAAUCAUCAGCGUUGGACGAGAUCCGUUACAAGAAACGCCUCACCCGAUGUACUUGAUACCUCAACAGCAAGACGAUCGAACCGCAUUCAGUUUCAAGGUCCGUAGAAACCUGGAGGCGCCUUGCGGUAAAGAUAAAGCUGACAUCAUCAUCAGAAUGGCGUCGUUGUGGUACACGCACUCGCCAGUAUUCAUAGCAGAAUUGCAGUCGUGUGCCACCGAGUUCAAACAGUACCUCUCCAAUCUGGCCAGGAGUAUAAAGAUCGCCGCGACUGAUAUGGCGCUAGGCCUGGUUCACGCAAGAGCAGAAGCGCUAGCUCAAUCGCUGAGCAUGAACAAACGAUUGCCGAGCUCCCUCUAUGGCAGCGCGCUGUCCUUCACGGAAUCUGCCUCGCCGAGUCGCAGAAGACGACGAUCUAGUUCUGCGGACGCUUCCGGGUACGCUUCCGCCAGGGACACCGUACCUCAGACCCCGUACAGCCCCGCAGAUGACGACGAUUUCAUCAUAGAUCUGAUGUUGAACAUAGAACUGGACAGUCCGGUUGUGGUGCUGCCGCGGAAGAGCAACAGUCCUGAAGUUUUUGUGGCUCAUCUGGGUAAAAUAAGUGUCAGCAACUACUAUAUCGACGAUUCCAAGACAAACGGUUACGAUUACGAUUGUUCAGACUUCAGGAUAGAACAUUACGAUAUCGAGGUGAAAGACAUGAAUAUCUAUUCUUUGGACACGAGCACAAGAAGAGUUCCGGGGCCUAGCAUAAGUAAACCCGAGGUGCUUUAUAGCUGUUCCAGUUUGGCGAAGCCGAUCCUGUACGAUACUAUGUUGCAUUUGAAGAUAGACAGGGAAGUGUGCAAGGAUAUGACGCGGUACAGCAGCGAGUCUAACCUCCUGUUAGACGACGAUGACACAACUCAAAGUAGCUACCUCAAUCCCGGCGAGAAUAUCCAAGUAUCAGGAAGCAUUGUGACUGCUUUGAAAAUUUCAUUAACUCGUUCCCAAUACGCCCAAUUGUUAGAUACGGUAGACUGGUUAACAUCAUCUCCAAAACUGAGUGAAACUCAGGGUAUAUCGAGAUUGCACCUGAGGCCUCAAGCCUCGCUGUCUGACAUCUGCGAAGAGGAUACCGGUGUAACGACGUUGAAUAUGGAUCCUCACGUCAGAGCGAAGCUGUUUCCUGUAUCAAAUCUCGGAAAGGCUAAAAAACAAACGCAACCCGCUGUAGCGAUCAAAGUCAACUUUGAUGUGCCUGUCUUUACUGUGGAACUACGGGGCGAAACGCCAAUCGGAGAGCAAGGAUUAGUCGAUCUGUCGUUCAGAGAUUUCGCUUUCAACUACGAAAAGUGUCAUAGAUACGAUACAAACAUCCAAAUUUCGUUGCGGUCAAUUUUCAUGGAGGACCUGUUGCAGCCGGAAGGCAGCAAACAAAGAGCGAUGGUACUGUCCUCGUCUGGUGAUGACCAAGUACCGAACGCUGCAUGCAUUUCAAGGUCAUGCCCUGACGUCACAUAUCACAGAUACAGAACCAGCUCUUCUCACGGUUCCUUGCCGGAUCAUCUGGAGACUGCCAAGGUGUUCGGUAUGGAUUCCAUGACCACUUCUAUGCACAGAACCGAAGAAUAUCCUUGCACACCUCCACCUAGUCCUUCCCGAAGGAACAGACGGAGGGCCAGACCGGAAAAGAAUUUGGUCAUCAUCAGUACCUUGCUCGUCGACCCUUCAGCGCCAAACUUCGAAGAACAGUACAAGGGCAUACAGAAAUCUACCUCGAUAGAUUUUAAUUGUUUAGAUCUGGUGAUAAGCGUAAAAUCGUGGGUGGUGGUUUUGGAUUUUUUCAAUAUAUCUUCGGAACCGGAGGCGAACCCUGGAAGGAAUUUGAGUACGUCAACGGGAGGAUCGCAACAGGUCGUCUCCAGUACCAAACAAGUGACCAACAUCACCGUCAAGUCCCUAACAGUGACCCUAGUGACGCCUGAUAGAGAUAUCGCCAAAGCCAAUAUUUCCAACGUAGAAGUCGAAGUUCGAACAGCUGGCUUGCUGAAAGAAGUCGACGGGAAACUAGGAUCUAUGAGCUUACAGGAUCUAACGUUACACGGUCAGUUGUAUCGAGAAAGGUUCGUUACAUCUGGAGAACAGGUGUUGCAGUUCAAGUAUAUGAGACAUAUUCCGGAUGUAGAAAAAAACUACGACGCCCAGUUGACCCUGAACAUGGCAUCGGUCACUUAUGUCCACACUAGAAGAUUCAUAGCGGAAAUAUACGCAUUUUUCAAUAAGUUUACUGAACGAAGACAAAUGGUUAUGCGGGGGAUUCAGGCUGCGACUAGUGGACAAUCGAUCAGGGACGAGCCAUCAAGGCUAUCUCUCAUCCUAGAAGCCAAAUCCCCCAUAAUCCUCCUUCCAGUCAGUUCAAAAUCCUCCGAUGUUCUUGUGGUAGACUUGGGACAACUUCUGGUAACCAACGACUUCAAAUACUCCGGAGAUCCUGGUACCAUCAGCGUCCAAACCGACAACAACAACAAAAAGUGCCUGUUGAACGUGAUGUUCCUCAAGCUGGAACACAUGGACCUGUACGCCGGCAUGAAAGAAAGCGAACUGAGUCCUUCCAAAAGAUCGUUGAACAAGAACUGCUUCAAACUUGGAAGUAGUUUGGUCACGAAGAAGGGACCGUCGUUGCUGACGAAGAAGUUUCAGUUGAAAUUGCAAGUGGAACAGAAUCUGUACAGGCAUUUGUACCACAUCGUGCCGGAUAUGAGCAUAUACGGACAACUGUCAACGUUGGAUGGUACUUUGGAUUUAAGUCAGUACCGUUUAAUCAGAGGAUUGCUGGCGUAUAACUUGGGAGAAGAUACUGAAAGAAUCAAUCCUUCUGUUCCUACUAAAAAUAUAAGUGCAGAGGCGGAUCAUACAGAAGAAUGGAAACUAUCCUCCGUCAAACUGGACAUGCAAAACGUCACUUUGCGUCUCGUCCAAUCCCACGAAACCAACUCUCCGCUAACAUGCAUCAACUUCAUCAAAUCUCACCUGACCGUCGAGAAUUUCAGCAACUUUUGCCAAGACGUGGAUCUGGUGUCGCAAGAGAUCCUGAUAAUGGAUACUAGGUUCAAUGGGGUCGAACCCAAUGACAGGUACAAUGUUUUCACCAACAUUCUACAGCCGAUUAGGAGCUCCAAGAACCCGAAUGGCCUGGUGCAAGCUGAGGUGCACAGUCGCAAAAGACAGGACUACACCAAGGUCACAAUUUUGCUGAACGACAUGAGAUUGAUGGCGAUUUUCGAUUGGUGGGAGGCUUUGCAACAGUAUAUCUUCCAAGAAAUCGAAAAUGUAUCUUCCAGUCCAGAGCAUCAUUCGACUAUGGCGACGCUUGAAGUUCAGGAAGAAGUCCAGUUCGAUUUGAAGUUGAACAUCACCGACUCCGAGAUAGUUUUGGUCGAGAAUACCGCUCAGUGGGAUACGAAUGCUGUGAUAUUAAAAAGCACAACCGUGUUGAAAUACAGGCCUUACAACCAAGAGAAGCCUCUAUACUGCAGCUUGAACAACUGUGAGAUGUUUUCUUGUGUUUUGGGAAUGGAAGAAGAAACUGCAUUGUCCAUCAUAGAUCCUGUUACUUUGAACAUCGAAAUUAACAAAGACAACGUUCUAGAAGUACAGAUGCAGUUUUUGAUUGUGCGGCUGUCAUACCAUGAUAUGUGCAUGUUCAAGAAAAUGCUCAACUCCCUGCCUAAGCAGAUCAUUUUUGAAAAAAGCGCUGACGUCACUUCCAAGGCAAUAAAACAACAAAUAGCUAGUUUGACAGGUCUAGGCUUUAAAGUAGACGACUGUCUGGUAGCUUUAGAGAAGUGCAAAAACAGACUCGACGACUCUGCAAUUUGGCUUACACACAAUGCUACGCCCGAACCAUCUGCCAAACGGUCAUGUAACAAGGGUCUCAAUAUUAGUGCUGUAGAAGUAAAAGCAAACCGUUUAUCAAUCUGCAUCAUCGAUGAUUGCGGCGAUUCUGACGUUCCUCUGCUAGAACUGUCAUUCUCGGACCUCCAGUUAUAUCAGCUGCUGCCUGAACUGAAUGUCAACGACCCGGUCAGUCCUCAGGGUUACCUCGAUUGCAGUCUGGCCAGUGAUUACUAUAACAGGGUGUUGUCAGGGUGGGAACCCAUCAUAGAACCAUGGAGGUGCAAAAUACUUUGGGAAAAGAUUCUCUCUCAGGCGAUACUGAAAAACAGGCUAGCCGUUAAAGUGGAAUCUGAAGAAACGCUGGAUUUUGAUGUAACGUCUACAUUGAUCGAGCUGUACCAGCAGGUUAAGGAGACGUGGACCAAGGACUAUUCUAAACAGCUUCCGAAUGGUAGUACCGAUUCGUCAAAACCGUCAAGUGCGAUAGAGUGCUUCAGAAGGAGAUCACCGUUCAUACCCUUUGCUUUGAAAAAUGAUACUGGAUCGCCUUUGAUUUUUACGACGCAUAUAUCAGACGUCAACAGUGCUAGUACGCCGGUUGUGUACAAGUCGUACGAAAGUUGGACAAGUGUCGAUUCCGGGGAGACUGUGCCUUUUUCUUUCAAAACUAGAGAUAAAAUAAGACAUCAAGAUUCUCACAUGAUGAGGCUGCAUCAGUUGGGCGUGAAAAUUGACGGAUGGCAAUGUAUCGAUCCUGUUACCGUCGACAAAGUAGGAAUUUACUUUAGAGAUGCCCCGGCGGACGUUCAAAGUCGUUCGUUGGACGUUCCUCCAGUGAGAAUAGUCUUCGACGUAACCUUAGAAGGCUCCGCAAGGAAGCUAGUGACAGUACGAUCGGCCUUGUUGCUAAUCAACAAUCUGCCGCAACCGGUCGAGAUUAAAUUGGAACCGCGCUUACCGCAAGAAGCGAAUUAUAUUUGGGUUCCGACCAAAACGUACAACGUGGACAAGAAGGCUACGUUGGCCGUACCUUUAGCACACGCGAGGUCCCAGAUCAGCAUGAAACCUUCAGGAUUAGCGCAGAAGUAUACCUAUUGCACGCCGACUUCGAAUUGGAUGGACAUGCCUCCGAAUGUUGACAGGGCGUACGAAUUGGAGACUUGUCAUACGCACAAGGGGCACAAUUAUAGGUUUUGUCAAGAGAUAGUAAAGGAAAAUGUUUUGGUACCAACAAGUAAUAGAUACGAGCAACCUGCACACAGAAUCUUCCUUUGGCCAACAAUCAAAUUGGAAAAUUUAUUACCAGUAGAUAUCGAUUAUGUAUUAUCAGGAGAAAAAGGGCGCAUCAAAGCAGGGGCCACAGCUUCAAUAACUACAGUGGAUCCCGACAAGACUGUGUCAUUAGAGGUGAUUCUGGAAGGAUUCGAAACGUGCAAUGCUAUAGUUGUACCAGCAGGCUGCACCAACGAAUUUACUGGCCGUAUCAAACUAGAAGAUAGCAAGCAUAGAAAGUUAUAUUUACUGGCUUAUAUUUCGCUCAAUAAAAGUGCCAAAGUUAAGAUAACGAUAACAGCCUAUUUUUGGAUAAUAAACAGGACAGGGUUGCCUCUGGUGUUCAGACAGUCUGGAACAUCGACGGAAAGUGCGGGCCAGUUUGAAGAGCACGAACAAGCCAGGAUGGUAACGCCGUUUCUUUUCAGUUUUUCUGAUCAAGAUGCUAGCCCGACGUUGAACGCUAGGGUUGGAAAAAUGGUUGUGUUUGACGGUACAUCACAAUGGUGUUCGAACUUUCACGUGCAGAAAGGCACCCAAUACCGCAAAUUGCACGUGAGCAUGCGCGGAGGCAGCCCGGACACCGUAUUCGUCGUAGGCAUCGAGGUGCGACCGGGCAGAGGGAAGUACCGAUCGACGAGCAUCAUCACGAUCUCGCCGAGGUACCAACUGCACAACCGCAGCUCCUACCGACUCCUCUUCGCCCAGAUGUGCGCCGCCAAAGGGUCCAACGGAGACUAUCACAACCCGCAGAAGGCGUUCUUGAAACUGAUGCCGGACUCGCACAUGCCCUUCCAUUGGUCCAAUUUGGAAAAAGACCAGUUGUUGUGCGUGUCGAUCGAAGAUGUGCCGGAUUGCUGUUGGUCGGGAGGGUUGAAGAUCGAUACUAACACCUCGAUGCAUGUCAACGUCAGAGACGGAAACGGUCGCGUGUACUUCCUCCGUCUAGAAGUCGUCCUCCAAGGCGCCACUUUCUUCGUCGUCUUCACGGACGCGGACACGAUGCCGCCUCCGAUCCGAGUGGACAACUUCAGCGAGGUGUCCAUCACCUUCGGCCAGAGUUGCUGCGUGGACGUGAUGCACAGCACGGCCAGGGCGCAUUCGAGCGUCCCUUAUGCCUGGGACGAACCCACCAGGGAUCAUUCGGUGAGGCUUGUCGCGCCUGGCGGGGUCUCGAAUACGUACAGGGUGUCGAUGUUGGGACCCGCGCCGGGUCUCACUUAUGAGAAUUUUAUCUAUAUCGCGUUCACCGGGACUUUCAAGAGUCACCACCCGGGUGUGAGAGACCCCAACAACGUGGAAUGUCAAGAACUGGUCCUCGACGUAGCGAAAAGCGCCCUGGUGUACCUGAACCACAAGAUACCCGGCGAGAGGUCACAGUUGUGGAGGAUGACCUCGGAAGGCUAUCUUCAGCACGAAGGUAGCAGUCCGCCGUUGCAUCCCAAUCAAAGCAGGAGUAGGAGCAACACCUUGGUGUUGGACAUAGAGAGUACGGCGCCUCAACCCAACACUUAUUCGAGGUUAAUGUUGAGGAGGAUAGAUCCUAGGAGGAGGUCGACGCAGAAAUGGAGGUUUACCGAGGAGGGGAGGUUGUGCUGUGAUCAUCACAAUAUGUGCGUUCAGGCCAUGGAUGGGUUUUAUGGACUAAGAGCUGGUAAUGCAGCAGUAUUGGGUCUGCCACAACCAGUUUGUCAUAAGGUGACUGAAAAGGGUCUUCCAAUAGAACAACACAUUGAACACCAAAGGUUAAGACCAGGUUCUGGUUUUUUGUCUGUCGAUAUCCACAUGGAUGGACCCACGCAAGUCAUCAGUAUCAAAGAUAUCAAGGAAUCAAAAGUGUAUGCCUCUCCAGACGACAGAGAAUGGGGCACCAUAUCGCAAAGCCAGAGGCCGAACCUGAGCUCAACCGAUGAGGUACCAUCUCCAGAAAAUAGUAAAGAGCUUCAGUUCGGAGUAAAUUUGAAAGGUUUAGGCGUCAGUUUGGUGUGUAGAAAAGCUCCGGAAGAGCUACUGUAUGCGCAUUUUGCAAAGAUCGUUGGCGAGACUGUCAUUACGUCCAAGAGCAAGAAGUUGUCUAUCAGCGUUAAGGAUAUACAGAUUGACAAUCAGUUAUUAGACACAUCAGUUCCCGUUGUGGUCCAUAUGACUCCGCCAAGUUCAAGAAAUAACGACGAAGCGUACGACCACCUUCCGGCGCUGGACUUUAAUGCCGAAAUGCAGCAGCAGGUCAACGAAAACGCCGUUAUUUUCAAACACCUGAUGCUGAGACUUAAAAAGAUCACAAUUGUCAUCGAAGAGAUGCUGUUAUUGAAGUUGUGCUCUUUCAUGGGACUGCAUUCUCAAGAGGAGGAACUCAUUGAUAAAGACGAGAGUGAUUACGAAACUCAGAGGUUGUUGACCGAAGUGUCCGCUGCUCACGCGAAAAGAUAUUACUUUGGUUUGCUGAAACUGAUCCCUGAUCAGAUAAGGUUAAGCGUGAAAACUGCCAGUAAGCUGCCAAAACAGCUACAAAAAAUCAAAAGGAAGCUGGGGUUGACAUUGAUCAAAUUUGAAGAUGCCGCUAUCGAGCUGGAAGCUUUUCAAAGGGAACAUCCUUUUGAAACUAGUCAAGUGUUGUUCAAGAGUAUAAUCAAACAUUUUAAAGAUGAGCUGAUGUGGCAAGCGGGCAUCAUCCUAGGCUCGGUGGACUUCAUAGGCAACCCGUUAGGCCUGAUGAAUGACGUAUCCGAAGGCCUGUCGGGGUUCUUGUACGAAGGCAACGUGGGGGCGCUCGUGAAAAACGUCACGCACGGCAUGUCGAACUCGGCGGCCAAGAUAACGGAGUCUCUUUCCGAUGGGUUAGGAAAAGUGGCUAUGGAUGAUUACCACGAAGAGAUGAGGCAGAAGAUUAGACAGGUGCAAAGCGGCAAGAGUUCGGAUCAUAUUUUGGCUGGGUUCAAGGGGCUAGGAUUCGGUAUACUUGGAGGCGCUACGGGAAUAUUCAAGCAAGUAUACGAGGGAGCAUCUAACGACGGAAUACAGGGAGUCUUUUCCGGUUUAGGCAAAGGUAUAGUUGGGGCUGUGACAAAACCCGUUGUGGGUGUGCUGGACUUUGCAUCGGAGACCGCUAGGGCCGUCAGGGAUUCGAGUAGAAGUAAAUUAACUCCAGAACGUAUUAGACUACCUAGAUGCACCCAUGGCCCAGGGGGUCUUCUCCCUAGGUAUAACCUGAAACAAAGUCAAGGACAACAGUACCUGUACAUUGUUAAUGACAAGAACUACGAUGAACAACUAGUUGCUUACCAAGUACUGGGAAGCGCAUCUGAAAAUUUGAUAUGUAUUGUCUCAAACAAAAUGAUUCGUAUUGUUACCAGCAUUAGGAGUCCUGACUUGACGCCUGUCAUCGAGUGCCCUUUAAGUGAUUUGGAAACGUGCAACGUGAUAACGGAGAAAGAGCACGGCGAGAGCCGUUUCUACAUCGAGAUCGUGAUGCAUUACGCGGGUGUGAGCGCCGCUUUAGUCAAUCCCGAUCCUGUGAAAAAACCGAGAGUGAGAUGUCGAACUUUGGAAUUGGCGAGCACCGUAUCACAACAAAUAAAUUACGCUAAGCGAAUAUACAUCGAACAUCUGUACACUUUCACAACAGACAAUAUCACGACGUUAGAAGACUGAGCAUUUUUUGUUGAUACUGAAUUUGGUUUCGUUCUACCUUUUCCUGAGGACGUACAAUGUGAGCACAUGUUUUUCAACAAUGUGGGGCCAAAACCGACCCCUCGCUGAUGUGAGAAGAGGGAAACUAUUCUAGAAGAUAUAUACGUGACAUGUUGAGACGUGGGCUGACAUUGCAUCCAAAUGUAGAUAUUUAGUUUUGGAAAGAUUGUAUUUUUUCAGACGCGUACGAAGCUUAUAGUUUUAUUUUUGGCUUCGAGUGAGAUAGUGUGAUAAUGAGGAAAGAAAAGAGGUUGCUUUAACUUUAUUUUUGAACCCAGUGAUUAUAUGUCGCUUCGACAAGAUAUGAUAAGGUUACUUGUUUGUCAUUAUUCAGUUUUCGAUUCAUAUAAUUUGAAGAAUAUGUUUUUGGUUCGUCGAACGAUUUAAAGGAGUUGUUCCGUGCCGCAACAGCGACAGGACACGCGACCGAGACGAACAUUUCCUAACUAGUUACUUUCAAGAAAUUACAAAUUGUCAGUUGACAGCGUCAUUGUAUGGGAAUCAAAUCCUUACUCCAAGAAAAACAGUUUUAAGUCCGCUUUUAAUAACCAGUCUGCGAAACAAUACGAGUCGAGUCUCGGGCUAUUUGGACAUCAAAGGGGAUACGGCUUAACGUUGCAUAGCUUCAAGGAGGUUCUACUGGUUCCAGAGCAAGAAAUUCUCGAGAUUUCAGCCACAUAUCAGGCUAGAAGUAGGUGUCCGUGUCAAGCUGUCGGUCAAACCUUCUUUCUGGGCUGAUAUUCAAUCCCUGUGGUUGCAUCCUUGAGAAUGUCUUGCUUUGUAUCCGAACUAGUCAACCAAGACUACCCUCCUCGGUCCUGGUUCCUUUUUCUAGGCCUAGUACUUAUCAAACUGCCCUCGUUAAGUGUGAUUUGCAAUCCUGUACUGCCAUCAGAGAUUGGAUUUUUCUAGAUGCAGGAUACAACGUUUCAACAGGUUACGUUACGUUUAAUGACCUUAUAUUUAACCUAACCAACAUAGACCGAACUUAAUGAAUGUCUACUAAUCUUCAUUAACGCGUACUAAAUUUCGUUAACGCGUACCAAAUUUCUUUAACGCGUUCUAAGUUUCGUUAACGCGUACUAAAUUUCGUUAACGCGAACUAAAUUUCGUUAUCGCGUACUAAAUUCCGUUAACGCGUACUGAAUUUCGUUAACUCGUACAAAAUUUCGUUAACGCGUACUAAAUUUCGUGAACGCUUACAAAAUUUCGUCAACGUACUAAAUUUCGUUAGCGGCUACUAAAUUUCGUUAAUGCGUAUUAAAUUUCGUUAACGCGUACUAAAUUCCAUUAAGGCGUACUAAAUUUCGUUAACGCGUACUAAAUUUUGUCAGCGGGUACUAAAUUCCGUUAACGGUUAGUAAAUUUCGUUAGCACGUACCAAAUUUCGUUAGCUCGUAAUAAAUUUCGUUAACGCGUUCUAAAUUCCGUUAACUCGUACAAAAUUUUGUUAACGCGUUCUAAAUUUCGUUAACGCGUUCUAAAUUUCGUUAACGCGUACUAAAUUUCAUUAACGCUUACAAAAUUUCGUCAACACGUACUAAAUUUCGUCAGCGGCUAGUAAAUUUCGUUAACGCGUAUUAAAUUUCGUUAACGCGUACUAAAUUUCGUUAGCGGGUACUAAAUUCCGUUAACGGUUAGUAAAUUUCGUUAGCACGUACCAAAUAUCGUUAGCUCGUAAUAAAUUCCGUUAACGCGUACUGAAUUUCGUUAACUCGUACAAAAUUUCGUUAACGCGUACUAAAUUUCGGUAACGCUUACAAAAUUUCGUCAACACGUACUAAAUUUCGUUAGCGGCUACUAAAUUUCGUUAAUGCGUAUUAAAUUUCGUUAACGAGUACUAAAUUUCAUUAACGCGUACUAAAUUUCGUUAACGCGUACUAAAUUUCGUUAGCGGGUACUAAAUUCCGUUAACGGUUAGUAAAUUUCGUUAGCACGUGCCAAAUAUCGUUAGCUCGUAAUAAAUUCCGUUAACGCGUACUGAAUUUCGUUAACUCGUACAAAAUUUCGUUAACGCGUACUAAAUUUCGUUAACGCUUACAAAAUUUCGUCAACACGUACUAAAUUUCGUUAGCGGCUACUAAAUUUCGUUAAUGCGUAUUAAAUUUCGUUAACGCGUACUAAAUUUCGUUAACGCGUACUAAAUUUCGUUAGCGGGUACUAAAUCCCGUUAACGGUUAGUAAAUUUCGUUAGCACAUACCAGAUUUCGUUAGCUCGUAAUAAAUUUCGUUAACGCGUUCUAAAUUUCGUUAAUGGCUCCCAAAUUUCGCCUACGCGUACUAAAUUUCGUUAAGGCGUACUAAAUUUCGUUAACGCGUACUAAAUUUCGUUCAUGCGUAUCAAAUUUCGUUAACGUCUACUAAAUUUCGUUAACGUUUACACAGGUUGAGUGUUAGUAGCCAUCUGUCCCACCACUGGGAACCAUGCCCAAGUCACGAUGAAGUAGAGCAGAGUUUCCGAUGGUGUUGUAGAUUUUAGUAUAAUCCGCGUGAAACGAGAUAAACGUAGGUAAAUCGCUGGUAUACAGGAUGAAAAGAACGGGGCCCUAUAACGAUCUUGAGCAGCUUGAAUCUUCACGUGAUAGAAAAAAGAUUGAAAACGGUCUCCUGUCGCUAUUUUUUGUGUGCGAAUUGUAAAGCACAGUCGAUGUCGCGGCACGGAACGGUAUAGUUCACUACAUACUUAUAGUGCCUGUUUACAGUUUUUUUGUUUCUUUAUGGUACCUACACGCGUAUAACAUGAUCAUUUUAUGACGCAGAUCUGAAUCACGAUGAAAGCAGGUUCAUCUCUAGAGAUUAUACAUUUGAAUAACGUGCAAUAAUGUACAAAGUCUGUCGCAAAGUAAACAGGACAAUGAAAAAAAAUGAACAAAUAUUUUUGGUUUCGGAAAAUCGAAUUUAUUUUAUUCAAAAUAGUCUCCUUCAGACUUAAUACAGCGAUUUGCACGGACGAAAAGAUUUUCUCAUUGACCGGGAUGUGCUUCAAAAUGGUCGUCUACGCCUUAAUGGCCUCUACGUCGACAUACCGCUGACCCUUCAUGGCCAAAUGUAGUUUACCGAACAGAAAAUAGUCACGCGGUGCCAUAUCAGGAGAAUAUGGGGAGUCGUUGAUGGUUAAAAUGACAUUUUUUUGUAAAAAAUCGGACACAAGCUUCGAUAGAUGAGACGGUGCAUUAUCGUGCAACAAGUGCCAGCUUCCGUUCUUCGAGGUAUUCUAGCCGAUCACGCGACAGUAAAUGCCUUGUAACACCAAGAUAAAACACAGCAUUAACCGUUUGGCCCGGUGGAACGAAUUCUUUGUGAAUAAAAUUCCGCUCGAAUCAUAGAAACAAAUCAACAUUGUCUUCAUGGCUUUUUUUCGGAUUUGGUUCGCUUGGGUACUUCCAUUGGCUCUUUGUUCGAUACUCAUUUUUCGACAGUUGCUAAAAAGGUAAUGUCCGUUUGAGCGCGAUAACUCCGCGUGAAGUGGUUCGAUAAUCAUGAUAUUUUGACACAUCAAUGAAAGAUGUACCUAUCCAACGCUGGUCUCCGAUAAUAGAUCACGCUACUUGUAUCCGAUAUCUUUUCAAAAGUUCUGUUUACUUGCGACAGACCUCGUAAAAGCACUAAUAGUUUCUUAUUGAUUUGAGUGUAACGAAUCUAAAAUAAAUCGCUUUGUUUAGAUACGGCCAUAGCAACAAAUUCACAUAAUUUGACUAUGCUAUAAAUGAUGCGACUCCAACCUCUAGACCCGAGUCCCGCAUCUCCACAAGCCAGCAGGUGCCGUAUUGCCGUAUUCUCGGUUUUAUGGGUUCUUACGACCGCCAAUAAAAUGUGAACAGACUAUGAGUUUGUCGUGGACUAUACCUUAACAGUAGAACAUCUCAUGAACAGGUAACUAAAAGAUGACGUUAAAAUUCGGAUACAGCUCCAGGUUCCGUCUGGACAUGAACACAUUUGGCAGUUUUGGCACAACUCUUCAUACUUACCAUGGUUGCUGCUUAUUUCGUCUAUAUUGGAAAAAACGUUUCGUUUAAGUGCCUUACUUUUGUUGCAUUUUUUGUUUGUUAUCCAGGUGUAAAUACUUAGACUGUUUUUAGCAUUUUUAUUAACAAGAUUUAAGUUGUUUUUCUUUUAUAGUAGGAUUGUUUUAUGAGCAAGUUGUUCGAAUUGUAAAUAUAUCUUUUUACCAAAGAUUUGUUACGUCAGGAGGAAUAAGUUAUAAUAUGGAUGUAUUAAUUUAUUGUCAUUAUCGCAUAAAUAAAG
Acanthoscelides obtectus is the source of this 17176-nucleotide messenger RNA. The record is from the annotation of a GenBank genome assembly. Lineage: Eukaryota; Metazoa; Arthropoda; Insecta; Coleoptera; Chrysomelidae.